CGAAGCUGGUGGACGCUGUUUCACCGGCUGCCUCCGCUCUGGUUGCAGUCACUCGGGUGGAUAUCGAUGGCAAUGGCGUGUCGGAUACUGUCCUUGCGUCUUCCGACACAAUUGUGUGGCUCCCUGCCGACGGCGUUCUCGAGAAGGUACUUGUUGUCGCAGAUCUUACGUACACGCCCACGUUUCUCCUCGGCGCUGACUUGGAUGGCGAUAGCGACGCAGACCUAGCUGUUGUAGUCAGAAGCGGUAGCAGGGUGGUGAUUCUCGCCAACGACGACGGCGUUGGCAGAGUCUGGUCCGAGUCGUCAUGGUCAAUCACCUCGGGCUCGUUUUACCAGCCGGAGCUAGCGGCUACGGGUGACAUCGACGGCGACGGCUUGCUGGACCUAGUCAUCUCCGGCAAUAAUGGCGUUGUGUGGUACAACUCGACCGGGCAUGGCGGCGUCGUUACUAAUCCCCCAACUCUGGCGAACACACCGGGCUGGCAGUUGCUGAUUUCGACGGCGAUGGCGACCCCGACGUUGUGGCCACAGGUCGCAUGCUACCGCCCACUCUGUUUAUUAACGACGGUGCCGGUGGCUUUGGAAGCUCGUCGCCUGUGGGCGAGUACGCUGCGGUUGAGAACGCGCGCCUUGCGGUCAUCGACGCAGACCAUGACGAGUUUCCGGACCUGGUUGUGGUCCAGUACGAGGGCGCGCUCGUCGACGUAGUUGUCAACAGCAACGGCAUCUUAGGCAACACCGUCGUCCACUUGUAUGACACCACUGCCCGCAACGAUGGCGACACGGUAGAGGUGGUCGUAACCGAUGUCAACGGCGACUUGUGGGAAGACUUGAUCAUUGAGCAGCAAACUCCGCACAAGCUGCGCUUGGUACUCUCAGGCGCGAUCGCCGCAAGUUACAAUCCUCCCGUCGACGUCAUGGACAUCACGAGUUUGACUCGCGGUCUGUCUCCAGGCCUUUCUAGCACCGGCGAGUGGCACCUAGUCCUCGCCUCGAGCAGUGUCGUCCGCAAGCUUUCAGGGAACAUGCUGCCGGCCCAGCCUGCUACCAGUGGCAAUGUUGUGACUGCAUUGGCCGCGCCCAACAUUGUUGUGGCUUUUGCAGCUGGUGAUGUCAACAACGACGGGGUGGUGGAUGUUGUCAUCCUAGACCACCUCGAAGGCCUUGGCUGGUUUGCCGGUGUAAGCGAUGGCACCGGUGCCUUUGGUCCGUUGCAGAUCAUCCGAGGCGGUGCCGCCACUUCCGGCACUCGAAUUGUUGCGCUCGGAGACUUUGAUGCGGAUGGCGACUUGGACUUGUAUGUGUCCGGCGGGCCGAGACCUGGUCUCUUUCUCAACACUGAUGGACGCGGUACUUUCAGCGCUAGCUCGGAGCUUACUUUGACUAGCUUGCGCGACGCCCAGAUUGCCGAUGUCAACAACGAUGGGUUCGCAGACCUGGCCACCAUCCGCACGACGUCACCCGAUGUUACCGCGUAUGUCAACAAUGGCGAUGGUACGUUCGGCGGUCACACCCUGUUGGCUACGCUCUCGAGCAAGCCGCAGGCGCGGAACAACAUGCUGUUUGGUGAUGUUGAUGGCGAUGGCGAUUUGGACUUGGUCGUUCAAGUCGAGGAUGCGCUGGAGUGGUUCGAAAACACCGGCAGCCUCCCGCUGGCCGGACGCGGUGUUGUUGCGGCGGACAUGGGCCCCGACUUUGACAGCCGUGAGUUUACGCUCGCGGACAUCAACGGUGACGGCAGACUCGACAUUGUCUGCUUCAACUACACGACUCUGGCGGUGUUCUUUUUCGAGAACUCGCUUUUGCAUCUCGCGGCCAAGCCAUCUCGUCAACGAUAUCCUCCUUCUCAUCGUCAGCUGAUGUGGCCGCCGAUGACAUCGACGGCGAUGGCGAUGGCGACAUUGUCAUUUCGGAAGCAACCCGGAUAGAGAUGCUUCGCAACGACGGCGACUCUGGCUUUGCCUCGCUGCCGUUUACGGCCGCGCAGGAGUUACAGGGAUUCAAGAGAAUCAUGCUCUUAGACAUUGAUGGUGACGGUGACAAGGACGUUCUGGCAUCGCGCAACAAUGGGCCUGUGUCGCUGUCGUGGUUUGCCGUGGCCAGCCAGACCGCGUUCACGCCUUCACCACCUGUGGUGUGGUCUGAUGCGGUUGGGGCGUGCCGUGGCAGCCUGUCAUCAUUUGCCUGUGUGUGGGAGAACGUGCGGGCGAUAGCAUCGCGGUGCAAGGCGGGUGUGGCACGGCCGCCAAUACCACGGACCUUUGGCUGCAUGGUCGACGCGCACGCGGUGGUUACUUCCAAGAUCGACCUUGUCGACGUCUCCUUCAACUGCAGCGUGCCGCGUGGCGUCGCUGCAGAAACCGUCGGGGGGUCCUCUUUGAUGUGCGGGGAGAUGGCGAGCUGGCUCUCAUCAACGGCUCUGUGUCAGACAUGGGCGUGGCCCGAGUCUCUGCCUCGGGCUCACCAGGUCUGCGAGUAGUCGGCGGCAAAGCAUUGCUUUCCCGGUUUGAUGUCUUGGGCGCGGCGUCGACGCCCGAGGUCAACGCUCUUCGCACCGACGUUGGCGUCGGAGGUGCGGCAUUUGUGGGGUCAGGCGGAAGACUGAUGGUUACGCAUUCGACGUUGAGCCAAUGUACGGCGUCGCAGGCCGGUGGUGCUAUUGCAGUGCUUGGCAGUGGGUCAGCGUGCGAGCUGCGCUCAGCGACGAUCACAGGCUCAUCGGCACCGCAGGGUGGUGCCGUCUCAGUUGCCUCGAACGGCGCGCUCAUCGCGAGUGGGGGUGAGAUCAGCCACAACUUGGCGACGCUUGGAGGCGGCCUGUUCAUGCGGCCAGAGGCCAGCGUGGUCAUGAGCGAUGUGGCGGUUCUGGGCAAUGUGGCGGCUGGCGGCGGCGGCGGGCUCGCGCUCCUACCGUUCACCAUCGACGGACUUGCGGCAAGCGUUGACGCCGGCUUGCUGCCGAUGGCGCCGGCCGGAUCGUCGACGACUGCGGUGCUGACGCUGGAGCGGGUGGUGAUGCGGAGCAAUACAGCAGUCGGCGUCGGCGGCGGCAUGUUUGUGUGCGGCGCAGGGGUCUCGCUCGUCAACUCGGUCGCGUUUGACGGUAACCUCGCGGCGAGCGGGGGGCCGACGGCGAGACAUCAGCGGAUGCUUUCCUGUGUGCGCUUGCUGAAGCGCCUCCAUCGCCGCCGGGCACCCUCCUCUGGCUCAACGCCACACAGCCUUGGGCCGUUCAUACCGCCAUGCGAGUCCAUGGCCCGGUCGCGGCUCUAGAGUGGCGAAAGCAGCCGGACGGAAGCAUGCAGGCUGGUUCGGCAAUGGAUGGUACGUUUGGAGCUCGCGACGUGUUUGGCCACGCUGUAGCGUACAGCGCCCAAGUCACCGUCCGCUACACGGGGCCGUCAGUGGUGAGCAACCCGGCGCCCAAUGCGCGGAUCGAGACGUUCAAUGUGAGUGUACCCGACACCCUCAUCAACGUGGCAGCGAACAGCGUGGCUAGUCCUCCGGCAAUCGUGACGCUAACGCUCGAGUUUAUCCAGUCCGAGUCUGCACUUGGCGUCCUGCCGCUAACCACAAGUGCAGCUGUGAUGCCGUGCGGAGGAGGGUUUGGCUCGUCGAUGGUGUCAGCGACCGAGAUGACGUGUGUGGCGUGUCUGGAGGGCACGUACUCGGAGGUUACGGCGUAUGAGGCGUGCAUCCCGGUAGAGCCGUGCCUGGAAGGGUCGUUCGAUGCGGCGGGUAGCACGGGCAACAAGCCGCAGUGUAUUUGUAAGGCUGGCUUUUUCUUUGUCAAGCGGCCGGCACCGGGAUCAAAUCUUGUCGAGUGCGCAGAGUGCCCGCCUGGCGGGGUGUGCACCGAGGGCCUCAAUCCGCCGUAUCCUGCUGUCGGGUGGUAUGCAGCGAGCAACGGUACGUUUGUGCGAUGCAAGCGGCCCGAGGCGUGCCCGGGCGGAGUGGAUGUUGCAUGCGCACCGGGUUAUACCGGGUACAUGUGCAACGCUUGCAAGAAAAAGUACUACUCGGACUCUGCAUCAAAGUGCGUGAGGUGCCCUCCGGGAUCACCGGGCAUCCUCGUCGGCGGGCUGCUCUUUGUCCUCGCAGUGGCCGUUGGCGCGGCCGUGGUCAUCGGGCUGGGGCUGAUGAAGGCCGGAUCUGGGGGUGGCGGCGAUGACGAGGGAGGCGAGACCCGAGAGAGCGGAAGUGCCAAGACGAUUGGCCAACUGCGCGAGCGUAAGAUGCCUGCGUCGGUUUCGAUGGCUGUGGUAGCGUUCCAAGUCCUCGGCGUCCUUGCGGACGCCAAGUUCUCGUGGGGAUCGCGUUCCAAGUCGAUGCUGAGGGCGUUCAACGCGUUCAACGUCGACGUCAACUUAUUUGCAUCCGAGUGCUCGCUCGACAGCUUCCAUGUCAAGUACGCAGUGUCUGUGCUCCUCCCUCUGGUCCUGCUCGCGACCGCCAUGGCGGGUCUCGUGGUGGCGCGGGUGAGUUUUCUCGCCGGUGCGCUGGGAGGCGUCUCGCUGGCGACGCUACUCGACGCGGUGCUGUUCAGCCUUGGACCGCUACUGUACAUCCCGAUGUCGCGGGCCACGUUUGUCAUCUUUGACUGCACGCGGCUGCCGAAUGGCGACGUGGUGCUGGACGUGGAUCCGGGUGUGGCGUGUUUUGAUUCGGCGUGGUGGAGCGUGAUGUGGGUUGGACUGCUUGGACUGGGAUGCUACGUUGUCGGGCUGCCAGCGUACUGCCUGGCGGCGCUGUGGCGUAACAGGUCGACGCUGACGGACCCGGUCACGUUUGGACGUUACGGGGGCCUGUACCGGCUCUUCCGUGCGCCGUACUGGUUUGGCGGAGUGGCCGAUCUGUGCAAGCGACUGGCAGUAGUGGUGGCGGCGGUCUUUGUCUCUGACUCUCAGGUCCUGCAGGUUGCGCUCCUCUUUGCAGUCUUGUUGAUGUGGCUGGUGGGGGUGGCGCGGUGGCGGCCGUACUACUUUCCGCUCUACAACACCAUCGACAUGCAGCUGACGCUGGCGCUGCUCUUUGUGCUCCUCCUUGGUCUCGCGUCGUACGCCGAGCGCAACUCGUCGUCGUCGUCGUCGAACGCGCUGUUUGGCACGGUUGUGCUCGCCGUGGUGGCGCUUGUUGCGCUUGCGGCGUGGGGAAUUGUGCGCGAUGCGCUCGAGAUAUUCAACGCGCGUCGCGGCCGGUACGGGACGGUGCACGCACGGGCAAGAAAACUCGCGCACGCGCUCGAGCUCGAGCUCGAUGACCUGGACAUCGGCCCAGUUGAGCGGCAAGCGGUGGUGGUGGCCAUGGCCUCGCUCCGCGGCGGAGCAGUUGUCGAAGUUGACUUUGAGGGUGCCGUGGCGGACGACGACGAUGGCAUUGUCAUGGACAGCAUGGCGACGCCGUUGAGCGAGUUGGAUGAGCUGGCAUCACAGUCCGUAGCAUCGUUGCCGUAAACCGUCUCGUGAUGGA
Messenger RNA from Thecamonas trahens ATCC 50062, 5471 nucleotides. RefSeq lists its product as uncharacterized. The coding region runs from base 3245 to 5455 and encodes 736 amino acids. Lineage: Eukaryota; Apusomonadida; Apusomonadidae. The record is from RefSeq and is a predicted model, not a curated record. The transcript has a single exon.